This is a messenger RNA of Ruditapes philippinarum (Manila clam), 2752 nucleotides long. RefSeq lists its product as uncharacterized. The transcript is spliced from 21 exons. Lineage: Eukaryota; Metazoa; Mollusca; Bivalvia; Venerida; Veneridae. The record is from RefSeq and is a predicted model, not a curated record. The coding region runs from base 216 to 2552 and encodes 778 amino acids.
AUUGUAUAUAGAUAUCUGUAAAAAAUAUCUUAAAUAUUUGUUUUAGAAUUUCAUAGAUAAAAUUAACUUGUUUUAUUAUAACACAAUUGUUAUAUUUUAUUCGUAAUAAAUUAUUUGUACAGUUAAAUAUGAAUAACUUUAUCGGAGGAAAGUGUUUAAGCGUGAAAUAAGAUAAUUCGAGUUUAUUUCAUUGGUCUUUUGUCGAAACUAGAAACAUGAACUUGGACACUGAUAUUUCGAAACGAAUGGACAUGGAAGGGACACGUGAUACACCGACACCACGGACAUCGAGUACACCAAAGACACUCAGUACAGACCGCACAGAGAAAUCUUCUGAAAGUCGGAGAGGGCGGAAGUUAAACUUUAGAACUGUUGCUAGACUUGUUAAAUGGAGUACCGAAGCUGCCAAGAACGUGGACAGAAAUAGCCCAAAGCAUAUUCACGACUGGACACAAGGAUUUCACAAAGAGCACGACGAACAGUCUGGAUACGAAUUGAACAUGAGACGCAGCACGGUCGCAGACGUCACGCGUAACGCGCGUCGUCGAUCUUCUACAACAGCACAACGUCAAGGUCAAGUACGAAAACAGUCUGUAGGUUCGGUUGUGAAGGAUAUGGAUAAAUCUAGACCAAGCAUUUCACAUCCAAGAUCAAAUUCUAGUCUUCUAAGUAUGGCAGUCAGAGAAGAGGUACAAAAACGUCGAUUGAUGUCAAAAUUUAAGUUUAUUGUACGCCUUGGUUUGCUGGUCCAUAGAUGGUGGAAGAAACAUAGUCAUUCAGAGGUGUCACAGACACACCCAUUCUAUAUGCAAUAUCAGAUGAUCAACGAUCUCUCACAAUCUGACCCUGAUAAUGCCAUCCAGUUCAAAGCCUCAUAUUUUAAAGCCAACAAACAGAUGCGAAUGUCGCAAGAAGCGAGGCGUAUUCUUACAAUGGAGCCGGAAGAAAGAUCAAAGGAAGAAGUAUACUAUGCAAUGAUAGCAUUACGAGGUAUUGACUGUAUAGCAGAUUACCCUCUACGGAUGCAAGAAGCUCUUGCCAGACACGGAAUGUUCCAAAGUUUCGACCCAAAGCGAAUAAUAGUGAAACAAGGACAUCCUCCCCUUUAUUUUUACUUCAUUUUGUAUGGGACAGUGGUUGUAGCGACGCUGGACACCGGUGAGCCAUAUGCCAAAACGAGAGUUACAUUGAGAAGGGGAGAGAACUUCGGGGAGUUGGCAAUAGCACAUAGAAUACCGCGUCAAUCUACUGUAUUAACAAUGGAAUAUACAGAGUUUCUAACCAUUGAUUGUGAUACAUAUGAGAAUAUAUUUAUGGCCGGUGGUGUAAAAACUAUACAUGAUCCGGACCAUAACAAUUUUAUGAGAUCAAUGUAUUUCCUACGAGACUGGCCGCUAGAGAAAUUACAAUCAAAUCCAAAAGCCUUGGAGUUUUGUUAUUUUAGAAGAAAUACAGUAAUGGUAAAGGAUAGCAACAUGUCUGACUGGAUUUACAUAGUCAAAUCGGGAUCUUUACGAGUGUAUAAAAAGUUACAGAAAUGUUAUCCAACUGUAAAUAGAAGAACUGGUAACUACACAGAGUUGGCCAACACGGACGGCUACCAUUGUUUUAUGAGUCAAGAGUCCGAGUAUCACCGGUAUGCCAUGUACAAUCACGUGCCGUUACCACCACCAUUGUCACCGGAUACAGACUCGGACGAGGAGGACCAUACAUUUGUUCUCUUUAAAACAGGAGGUAUAGUAGAGGAGAAGGAGAAUCUUCUAGCGUUACCAUUACUACAGAGAGUCGAGCGUUUGAUACGACCUAGAACAGCAACAGGCGGUGUCAUAGAGACGUAUGGUCAUUCUAAAUUUAGUAAAGCUAAGAGAAAUAUACAAUCGGCAAAGAGCGAUGGUAACAGAUUACAGAUGACUGCAUCCACCCCGAGGGCUGACUCAUCGUUUUCUACUCCUAGUACAGCAGAUAUCUCAUUAGACAUUCCAACACCAACGCCUGAAGUACCGUCGGGAAAAAGAACUCUAAUGGACGACUUUGAGAGUUCCGCACGAAUGAAGAAUGUAGAACAUGAGAAAAAGUUGAUGACAUCGGAACGCAAUAGUUCGGGCGUUCAUAUACUCGCGCAAUCUGACGUCAAUCCAAACGCCAUCAGUACACGUCAUCACGUCUUUGUCACAGAUGUGAAAAAAGAAAUAACUGCAGCAGAUCUAGAUCCUGAAUUUGUACUGGUGCAAACUUUAACAAAAGGACAGGCUUUCGGUGUACAGCACACACUGUUGGAGAACCAGCCAAGUUUGAUCCUCGUUAGUGGAGGUGCCGAGUGUGUCAUGCUAAAUAAGAAAUUCUACAAGGAGCAGAUUGAUCCUAAUAUGAUGCAGAACUUAAAACAACAGAUAUCUCCAUUUCCAACAGAUGAAGAGCUACAAGAAAAUUUACAGAUCCGGGUGAAUUGGUUAAAGUAUAAAAAGAUCACACUAGAGAAAUUAAGACAAACUCAACAAGAUGGUAAACCACCAAAACAAACAGUUAAAAAUAGACGACUAGUAUUCAAAUGAUAACAACUGUGAACUAGUAUUUUAAUUAUUGAAUGGAUGUUUGCCGGUGUUUGUUAGUUUUAUAGAACUUGCAAUAAAUCAGAAGUUAGCCUUGAAGAAUUGGCAGUGGUUUAUUGAACUUCUUUAUUUCUGAGAGACAUGUUCAAGAUACGAAUGUUAUUCUGAGAUUUGCAACAUUUGUAAUAAAAUACAAUGAUAUA